AGCAUUGUUCUGCUUCUAGCUGUUCAGCAUGUCUUGGCUGCUCCAGCUCUGCACACUCUGACCAUGAGCAGCAAUUCCUCCCUCAGCAAUGUGAAGGGCCUGAGGAACCUCACCACACAGGAAGACGGAGCAGUCAGAGUAACAGAGUCCAUUGCUAUAAUCGUCAUUGCAAUUUUCAUCUGUUUGGGCAACCUGGUGAUUGUCGUCACCCUCUAUCGGAAGUCUUACCUUCUCACAUUGAGCAACAAGUUUGUGUUCAGCCUGACCCUCUCCAACUUUUUACUCUCUGUACUGGUGCUACCUUUUGUUGUCACCAGCUCCAUCAGGCGGGAAUGGAUUUUCGGAGUCGUUUGGUGCAAUUUCUCAGCCCUGCUCUACAUGCUGAUCAGCUCAGCCAGCAUGCUUACUCUUGGACUCAUAGCUAUAGACCGGUACUAUGCUGUCCUGUACCCAAUGGUUUAUCCAAUGAAGAUAACAGGCAACAGAGCAGUGGUGGCUCUUGUGUAUGUGUGGCUGCAUUCCCUUAUUGGCUGCCUCCCUCCCCUUUUCGGCUGGUCGUCUUUGGAGUUUGACCAAUUCAAGUGGAUGUGUGUGGCGGCCUGGCACAAAGAGGCUGGCUACACUGCCUUUUGGCAGAUCUGGUGCGCGUUGCUGCCAUUCGUGGUCAUGAUGAUCUGCUAUGGAUUCAUCUUCCGUGUGGCAAGGAUUAAGGCCCGCAAAAUCCACUGUGGUAGCGUCAUCAUUGUGGAGGAGGACUCCCAGAGGAAUGGGAGGAAGAACUCCAGCACCUCCACGUCCUCUUCUGGCAGCCGAAGGAACGCUUUCCAAGGGGUUGUCUACUCAGCCAACCAGUGCAAAGCUUUUAUAACCAUCCUGGUUGUCAUCGGUGCUUUCGUGAUUACAUGGGGGCCUUACAUGGUGGUAAUUACAUCAGAGGCACUUUGGGGAAAAAAUAGUAUUUCCCCUGCCUUGGAGACGUUAGCUACGUGGUUGUCCUUUUCCAGUGCCAUUUGCCAUCCACUAAUUUAUGGAUUGUGGAACAAGACAGUGCGCAAGGAACUACUGGGAAUGUGCUUUGGGGAUCGAUAUUAUCGCGAGUCCUUUGUUCAGCGCCAAAGGACGUCGAGGUUAUUCAGCAUUUCCAAUAGGAUCACAGAUUUGGGGCUAUCUCCUCAUCUCACUGCCCUCAUGGCAGGUGGGCGGCCAUUAGGCAACAGCAGCAGCACAGGAGACACAGGUUUCAGCUGUUCACAAGAUUCAGGAACAGAUGCAAUGCUUCUUGAAGACUACAGCUCAGAUGGCCCACAUGCCCCACACUGCAUCUGUCCUCCUCGAAGGAGGAGUUCAGUGACAUUUGAAGAUGAAGUAGAGCAAAUUAAAGAAGCUGCAAAGAAUUCUGUUCUUCAUGUAAAAGCUGAAGUCCAUAAAUCUCUGGACAGUUAUGCAUCCAGUUUAGCGAGAGCUAUUGAAGCUGAUGUGAAAAUCAGUUUGUUUGGGGAAGAUGCUUUACCAGGAGCUCUGUUCCCUGGGCGGACUCUGCCAGGAAGCAGCAUGAACACACGGCGUGGUAUCAGGCCCCAUGCUAGCCAAAGACUUAAGUUGCAGAGCAUCGAGGAAGGGAAUAUUUGACAGGAGCACUGCAGUGAGAAGACAGAAUGAAACCACUAAGCAGGAUCUACUACAGCUGCUAGUGUUUCAACAGAACCAGGAUACCUUGUUAGGACGUUUUCAGUGCUUUUUCAACACUUGAAAACUAGCCGAAUUCUGGUACUUACAUCAGCAUUUUACAGCAGUAUUUGUUUACUGUUUAGGGUGCUAUUGACUCUUUUGUGCCAUCACACAGUGCAUAGGAAUUCAGGGUUUGGUUUCCUCGGCCAGAUCAUUAAUUUGUUGGAUCUUGGGUCUGUUACUGGCCAAAGCCAAUACAGGAAUGAAAAAGGAAAAGUAUGUGCAGUGUUGAAUUCAUUAUUGCAUUGAUCCUCUCCUGACCACCAGGAUAAUCAGUUUAUACUUGAUAGCUGGAGUGCUCUGACAGGAGCUUGUGAAUAGGAUAUUACAUACAGGCGUACUGUCACAGACUCCCAAAUGAGGAGCAUGGACUUCACUAAGGGCCAAACAUAAACUUUUAAGAGAGCUUAUGCAGAUUAUAGUCCUUCUUAUCCUUGCUGUCAGAUAUCAGAUAACCUUGCUGUUCAUCCAUCAGAGUGCUAGAUCUGAAACUGGAUUGUGCAUUGGUUCUGCAUUAUGAGAUACCAGCUUCUCUAGAUGUAAUAGGUGGGAGCGGACCUGUGCUGGAAAUAUCACAGAGAUGCUAUUUGAGGAAAUGAUCAAUGCACAGUUCUUAGUUUUUCUGAGAACUUCAGUUCACUUCUCUGGUUAUGCUUUUACUAAAAGGGCACUCGACGGCUGUGGUAAACUUGACAGAAUAUAAAUAAGGUAUUACCACUUCAUACUAGGGAUUCAUCUUUUCUGGAGUAAAAAGUUCUGUAAAAUGGUUUUUGUUUUUCUUUAAUCAUGAGGGAAUGUAGUAUUUAAGCUAUAGUUACCUCAGCACAUAUAUUUCUUGGAGUAUUCAUUAACCUCUAAAAUAAGAACAUUUGGCACUUAUAUUGCACUUUGCAUGUUGUUAAGCACUGUACGGACAUGACCUUGUUAGGCCUUUCUGAGAGGGUUGGUCAGCCCUGCUUGCCAAAGAAGGGGAACUUGGCAACAGUCAAGCUGCUGGCAAUGGAACAAGCUGCAAAGGUGGAAGGGUUUAUUACAGAAAGAGGGAUGAGGUAGAUUGUACAAGCGUGCGUGGCUUGAGGAACCUUUCUGUGCCUUGCUGGGUUGGCCCCUUCCUUUGUGGGGGUUACAGCCCUGCCUUACUGCUUAUUUAAAAGAAAGGGAGACAUAAUAGGAUAAUUUCUUGGGGGUGGGUGUCAGUAGCACAUGGACUUGAGGACCAAGGAGUUGCAUUGUUUACUCUGUCUGUUCCCCCAUGCCUCUACCUUUCCCCAGAAGUGGUUUGUGUGAGUUUUUGCCACAGAUUGUUUGGCAACCGAGGGCAGGAUGUUUCCAUCUGGGCAAGAACUGGGUGUACACUUGUUAAAUUAUCACGGUGUGUGACUUAUUCAGAGGCACAGAAGCAAACUGGUUUUGAGGCAGAGCCUUAGUCCAGUACUGUAUUUAGACAUUCUAUUUGUCUGUGUUCCCAACUCAGAAAUACAGUUCAGCACAAGCUUAUGUCCAUCUCUGGACAAGGUUUGACUUUAUGAACUAGGCUGAAUCCCAUUACAUUCCCCUGUAAGAUGUAACUGCAUGCUUAAAAUUCAGUACAUGGUUUGCUGAUUAAGAACAGGCUGUUAAAGCAAGAACACUCAAGCACUGGUAAGAUGGCUCUUUGCAUAACACAGGAAUUAAAUGACUAAUAAUAGUGAGGUCCUCCUGUAUUUUUUGCUUCUAGUGUGCUAGAUAAAUUGGCACCUGUGGGCACUGACUAAAAAAAAAAAAAAAGAAAUCCCAGUAUUUGCCAGGAAAUGCCCUGCACUGAGGUCAUCAUUACUAUUGUUAUCAUUACAAUCACAGUUGCUCUUAGUACUCAGCACUCCUUCAGGAGGCUUGAAGUGUUUUGUCUGCAUCCCUUUUAUUGCAUAUUCCUGCUUCAAAACAAGCUGAGCAGAGCUGUUGCUGGAUGUGAAAAAAGCACAUGUGAGUGUGAAUGCGUUGUGGUGGAGUUGGUGCUGGUCCAAAAUGGUGUAUAUUUAGGAGGGAAAAUUCCGAGGCAUACGUGAAAGCACAAAAUUAUUAGUAUUGUGUAAAAAGCAUGAUUUUUACACAGGUACUGAGCCAAAUUCAGCCUUCAGGCAGGUCAAGUGGAGUUCCAUCAGUUUACACCAUGACUGCAUUUGGCUGUCAAUUUAACUUCACUCGUCUGUUAUUUAGUGUAAAUGUUGUUAAUAUUUUUGUACACACAUUAUAACUUUUCCAUAAUUGUUACUACCAGAGUCAUUAUCUCAUUUGAAUUGUCAUCAACAAAAGCAGCGAUUAAGAAAUGCACACGUUUUGUAAGACUGUAUUCCCCAUCUUAAAUACAAAAGAAAAAAAACCCUA
This is a messenger RNA of Tyto alba (common barn owl), 4092 nucleotides long. RefSeq names its product G protein-coupled receptor 161 (gene GPR161). Lineage: Eukaryota; Metazoa; Chordata; Aves; Strigiformes; Tytonidae. The record is from RefSeq and is a predicted model, not a curated record. Gene Ontology annotation, molecular function: G protein-coupled receptor activity. Gene Ontology annotation, cellular component: membrane; recycling endosome. The transcript has 5 exons. Gene Ontology annotation, biological process: G protein-coupled receptor signaling pathway. The coding region runs from base 64 to 1629 and encodes 521 amino acids.